CCUUGGCAACCAUCUAUCUCCACCAUACACUCCUCUAAGUCAUCAGAGAAACAUACUAGAAUUCAGAGAGAGAGAGAGGGAGAGAGAGAGAGAGAGAGAAGCAGGUGCUACAUUUGUAUGGAGAUUGCUUCUAGUUUGAUAUACAUAGUGCUCUGUCUCUCAACUCUGUUGUUAUACCACUUCAUAAAGAAACAAAAGAGAAAUUCUAAACAUAAAGCUAAGCUUCCCCCUGGCUCAAUGGGGUGGCCUUACAUAGGAGAGACUCUACAAAUGUACUCUAUGGACCCAAACAUAUUCUUUGCUUCAAAGCAGAAAAGGUAUGGAGAUAUAUUCAAAACCCACAUACUUGGAUGCCCUUGUGUCAUGCUGGCAAGCCCUGAGGCCACAAAGUUUGUGCUGGUCACUCAUGCCCACUUGUUCAAGCCCACAUACCCCAAGAGCAAAGAGCAGAUGAUUGGUCCUUCAGCUUUGUUCUUUCACCAAGGAGACUACCACAAUAGCCUCAGGAAGCUCAUUCAAAGCUCUCUGUCCCCGAACCCCACCACUAUGCGGAAACUAGUUCCUGACAUUGAAGCAUUAGCCAUUUCCGCCCUGGAGUCAUGGGCUGCAGGUGGCAAGAUCAUUAACACCUAUCAUGAAAUGAAAAAGUUCUCCUUUGAUGUUGGCUUCCUUGCCAUCUUUGGUCAGUUGAAUGACACCUAUAGAGAAAGGCUCAAUGAAAAUUACUGCAUAGUAGACAAGGGUUACAAUUCUUUUCCAACAAAGAUACCUGGUACUGCAUAUCACAAAGCUCUUUUGGCAAGGAAAAGGCUUGGUCAGAUUUUGAGUCAGAUAAUUUGUGAGAGGAAAGAGAAGAAAACACUACAGAAGGAUCUAUUGGGUGAUCUGCUGAACUUCCAAGAUGAAAAGGGACAAACUUUAACUGAGGAUCAAAUUUCAGAUAACAUCAUUGGAAUUCUGUUUGCAGCCAAGGACACUACAGCCAGUGCUUUAACAUGGAUCCUCAAAUACCUCCAUGACAACCCAAAAAUUCUUGAAGCUGUGAAGGAUGAGCAGAAGGCUAUAUAUGAAGCAAAUGAUGGAUGCAAGAAGCCCUUGACAUGGGCACAGAUUAGGAACAUGCCUCUUACAUACAGAGUUCUAUUAGAGAGCUUGCGAAUGGCAAGUAUCAUAUCUUUCACAUUCAGGGAAGCUGUGGUUGAUGUAGAAUACAAAGGAUAUCUUAUACCAAAGGGUUGGAAGGUGAUGCCAUUGUUCAGGAACAUACAUCACAAUCCAGAAUUCUUCUCUGAUCCUCAGAAUUUUGACCCAUCUAGGUUUGAUGUUGGUCCAAAGCCUAAUACUUUCAUGCCAUUUGGCAAAGGAGUGCAUGCUUGUCCUGGAAAUGAGCUUGCCAAGCUGGAGAUGCUCAUUUUGGUCCACCAUCUUGUGACCAAAUUUAGGUGGGAAGUGGAGGGAUCACAAAGUGGGAUUCAGUAUGGCCCAUUUCCAGUUCCUCAGCAUGGAUUACCAGUCAGAUUUUGGGAAGAAUCCAACAAUCUCAAAUAAGACUUGUGGGCCUCUAAUUGAAGAUGCCUUCACCAACUUACUCAUUUUACCUCCCUACAACCCAAUUUAAAGCCCUCUUGUUUUAAAAUGGGGCCUUUCUCUCUCUAGAAGUAACCUAUCAUAUAUCUACUCCUCGUAAUUUUCAAGGAUGACUUUGAUUAUCUAUAUUGGAAUGGGGUAAACUUUUUUUA
This is a messenger RNA of Prunus mume (Japanese apricot), 1739 nucleotides long. RefSeq names its product cytochrome P450, family 707, subfamily A, polypeptide 4 (gene CYP707A4). NCBI's taxonomy places the organism in Eukaryota, Viridiplantae, Streptophyta, Magnoliopsida, Rosales, Rosaceae. Gene Ontology annotation, biological process: sterol metabolic process. Gene Ontology annotation, molecular function: heme binding; (+)-abscisic acid 8'-hydroxylase activity; iron ion binding. The record is from RefSeq and is a predicted model, not a curated record.